GGCACGGGCUAUAUCAAAUAAACGAAAGAAAAGAUAAGAUUCAUUUGAAUACGCAAACAAGAAAAAAAAACUUUAAUUCAAGUAUGUAGCAUUUUAAUUUACAUAACAACAAGGCCUGUAGAUAGAGCAGGUGGUGUUUAAAUUAUACUAAGUUUAAGGUUCCGCCAUGGCAAUCAAAGUGUUAAUAUCUCUGUUAGUUAUGACUAAUUUAGUUAACGGCAGAAUGGUGACAACAUUGAGCGGCAGAGUCAGGGGAGAACUAGUGCAGGAUGUGAACGCUACAUACUAUUCGUAUCGAGGGAUACCUUACGCAGAACCUCCAAUUGGCCACCUAAGGUUUAUGCCCCCAGUACCCCGACGGCCGUGGCCAGGCGUGCUGGACGCGCUGGACUAUGGGCCCGUGUGCCCGCAGCUCGACAAAGUAUACAAAAGAGAGCAAAUGAGCGAAGACUGCCUGAACCUGAACGUGUUUGUUCCGCAUGUUCCGGAGUGGAAGCCGGCGCCGUACCCUGUGCUGGUCUACGUGCACUCCGGAGAGUUGCUGAUGCUCUCGGGGGGAGACUACAUAUGGGGGCCGCAGUUUUAUGUGAAGCAGGGGAUACUAGUCGUCACUUUCAACUAUAGAUUUGGCGCGUUAGGGUUUUUAUCUCUUCAAACUGAUGAAGUUUCUGGAAACGCAGGCAUAAAAGACGCAAUUUUGGCGCUGAAAUGGGUGAAAGCCAACAUAGCGGCGUUUGGAGGUGACCCCGACAACAUCACUCUCGGGGGAGACAGUAGCGGUGCAGUCCUAGUUCACUGCUUACUGUUGACAGAGAAAGCAACAAAUCUGUUUCAUAGAGCUAGUAUGAUCAGCGGCUCUAUUCUAGGAUAUAGGUUCUUAAAUAGACACCCCAUUAAAUCUGCAAAGGAGCUCGGGGAAAAGCUAGGUUUUCAGACUGAGGAUUUGAACGAGUUGCUGCAAAGUUUGAGGAACGCGGAUGCGUACGACAUCGUCAUGGCACAGGGGAAUGAAUCUGACCACCGCAACGGUUUCCGACCGUACGCACCCUUUGUGCCCGUCAUCGAGCCUCCGUCGUCGCACGCUGUGCUCACGCAGCACCCCUUGCUUAUAAUCAAACAAGGAAUCCCCCAAAACGUACCCAUCAUAGCUGGAUUCAAUGCGCAAGAAGGAAUUAAGAUGCUCCCAAUAAUCAGAAAUGAUCCUAAAUUAGCUGAUUAUCUCAAUAACGAUUUUGAGCUGUGUAUACCGUCAGACAUUGAAUACCCGUACGGCUCGAUAGAGUCAAAAGAAUUGGCGCGGACAAUAAAACAAUUUUAUUUCAACAAUCAAGAGAUUACGAACGAUACGAAAGAAAACUUUGUGAACAUGAUAACAGACACGAUGUUCUCUAUCUCUGUAGACUCCUGGAUACAACUUCACAAAAGCUCAGGCAAAAGCAACAAAGUAUAUUACUACGUGUUUGACUUUGUCGGAGACUUGAACUGGUUUCGUCUGAGAUACGGCGAGGACUUCGCAGGUACUGCGCACAUGGACCAGGCCAGCUAUAUGUUCGUCACUAGAGCGUCCAGGCCUGUGCUAGAUACUGUGAGCGCAGAAAGUAAACAUACCAUGGAUGUUAUUUUACGUUAUUGGACCAAUUUUAUUAAAUACGGGAACCCCAGUGCUAUCAGCGACUGUUACGGUCAAUAUGAAUGGACUGACUAUGGGCCCGAUUCAAAGUAUUUAGCACUCAAUAACCAACCGCGAAUGGUAGACGGGAAGCCCAUACACGAGAGAAUCAGCUUCUGGCAAAGAAUCUACAAUGAGUAUGAGCAAUAUGUUGGCAAUGGAGGAAUAUUAGAAGCGAAACUUCCCUUACUACGCUGGUUGCCUCAUUGCAUCUUCACUUCGGAGCGCCAAGCUGACAUCGUUCAGAAACCAACCACCAGGAGCAUCAUAUUUAUCAUGAGACUAGUGAUCAACGUUGUAAUACUAGUUCUAGGUGCUACUGCAUCAAUUAGCCAUAAUGUGGUGGAAACAUUGAAUGGAGCCAUUCGCGGGAAGCUUGUAAGAGAUUUGAACGUGACUUAUUAUGCGUAUCUCGGAAUACCGUACGCGGAGGCGCCGACUGGACAGCUUCGAUUUAAACCUCCAGUGCCUAAGAAACCAUGGAAUGGAACAUUGGACGCCUCGGCAUACGGUCCAGUGUGUCCGCAAGACGAGAUGUAUCACAAGAGAAGCGACAUGAAUGAAGACUGCCUGAACCUAAACGUGUAUGUGCCAGCCAGGCCAGCGCUGGCCCCGACACCCGUGCUGGUGUAUGUGCAUAGCGGGGAGCUGACCCUGCUGUCAGGAAGGCCCUACGUUCUCGGACCACAGUUUUACAUGAAAUAUGGUGUGCUGUUGGUGACGAUGAAUUACAGGCUAGGAGCAUUAGGAUUCUUGUCUGUACAAACAGAAGAAGCGGCUGGGAAUGCGGCGUUGAAAGACAUAUUAUUAUCGCUCCAGUGGGUGAAGAAAUAUAUAUCUCAGUUCGGUGGUGACCCCGACAACGUCACUAUAGGCGGGGAGAGCUCCAGCGCAGUCUUAGUGCAAUACCUCACUCUAUCUGAAAGAUCCUCCAAUUUAUUCCACAAAGCCUCCAUCAUCAGCGGAUCCGCUUUAAGCUACAGGUUUUUCAACCGACAUCCCAUAAAGUCAGCUUUGGAGCUUGGUAAGAAGAUGGGAUAUCAUACGGAAGACCCAAAUGAGCUAGUGCGAAAACUACAAGAAGCUGAUGUAUUUGAUAUAAUAACCGCUCAAGGGGAUAAAACAAACAAGCGCAAUGGGUUCAGACCAUUCGCGCCGUUCACACCGGUGGCAGAGACACCGUCCCCACACGCCGUCAUCACACAACAUCCGCUACAAAUUGUCAAUCAAGGGAUCCCACAAGUUAUUCCAAUCAUAUCAGGAAUUACAACGCAGGAAGGUAUUAAAAUGCUACCGUUUAUACGACAAAACCCAAUACUGGCUGUACACCUAAACGAAAACUUUGAAUUGUGCAUUCCAUCCGACAUAGAAUAUCCGUAUGGGUCCCGUGAGUCUAAAGAUUUGGCAAACUCAAUAAAACAGUUUUACUUCAACAACGAAACCAUAUCGAAUACCACGUUGUUGAACUUUGUCAACUUGGUAUCAGACACUCAGGUCACCUACUCUACCGAUAGGUGGAUUGAGAUUUAUAAGAACAUGGCCAAUAGCGACAGGGUAUACUACUUCGUAUUUGACUUCGAUGGAGACUUGAACUGGUACAAGCUGUUCUCAAAGACCCAGUUCCCAGGGGCGGCCCACGCAGAUCAUUUGGGGUACAUGUUUGUGACGAACACCACCAGGCCACUGCUGCUCUCUGCCGGAGCGGAGAGCAAGCAGACCAUACAGGUGGUGCUACAGUUGUGGACUAAUUUUAUUAAAUACGGAAAUCCAAGUCGACUUACUUCGCUGACAUGCAAUAUUCGAGAAGAAUGGUCAGGUUGUGGAACGCAGCGCAACUACUUGGCUCUCAACAACCGUCCCUACAUGGUGCCGGGACCACCUUUAAGGAGAAGACUGCACUUCUGGCGUCAAGUGUACGCGCAAUAUGAUAGCUACGUGGCUAGAGGAGGUGGACUGGAAGCAAAGACACCUUAACACUUUUUUACGUAAAGUACAUAAGUAUUACGUGAACGUAUACAGGCAUAGGAAUGCAUUAAUAAAUAGGAAAAUAUGUUUUUACAAUUUAAAAACUUUGUAAUAAAGGUAAUUUGAGUUUUUUUUUA
Molecule: messenger RNA, 3771 nt
Organism: Plutella xylostella (diamondback moth)
Lineage: Eukaryota; Metazoa; Arthropoda; Insecta; Lepidoptera; Plutellidae
Source: RefSeq, a predicted model, not a curated record